This is a messenger RNA of Aspergillus wentii DTO 134E9, 450 nucleotides long. Its product is annotated as DUF4396 domain-containing protein. The transcript is spliced from 2 exons. Lineage: Eukaryota; Fungi; Ascomycota; Eurotiomycetes; Eurotiales; Aspergillaceae. The annotation marks the transcript as partial. The record is from RefSeq and is a predicted model, not a curated record.
ACGCUAGACUUCUGGUCUUCUCAACCGACAUGGAAACGAGCGGGAAUUAAUACACUCCGCUGUCUGGUUGGAUGUACUCUUGGUGACUUUUCCGCUCUGUGGCUGCUACAGGCUUAUUGCCCUGAUCUUGGAAUGGGAACUAUCAUGGCUUUAUCGAUGACAUCCGGAAUAACCACCUCUCUUAUCCUUGAAACCGUCCUGCUCCGCCGUGGCCGUGAUCAGCUCUCAUGGCCAAUGGCCGCCCGCACCGCCGCAGGAAUGAGCUUCGUCUCGAUGCUGGCCAUGGAAGCAGCUGAAAACCUGGUUGAUUAUCAUCUCACCGGUGGUGUCAUUGUGUUGGAUGAUCCAAAGUUCUGGUUGGCAGCGUGUGUGUCGAUAGGAGCGGGGUUUGUGGCGCCACUACCGUACAAUUAUUUGCGGUUGCGGAAGUAUGGGAAGGCUUGUCAUUGA